GCAUCGAUCUGCUGCCCUCGCUGUCCUCGCUGUCCUCGCUUGGCCCGGCCUGGAGCACGCUUGGCCCAGUCCGCCUGAUCCGUUCCCUUCUGCCCUUCUGCCCCGUCCACCCCCGUCCACCCCGUCCACCACCCGUCCAUCGCCAUGCUCGAUGCCCCGCCGCCUCCGUAUCCGGCCGACCCGGCGCCGUCCAUCCAAAUCACCCUCACCGUCAAGAAUGAGUCUCCGCAACCCUCUCGGGCCUCGAUAAAUCGACAGAACCUCGAGCGUCUCCGAAGUGCAAUGACCUCCAUCCACACCACCCAGCAGCAGCUGAUGGGCGUCAUGGCCGACCUCCAGACGCACAUCCAAAAGAUGGAGCCCAUGCUGUCGGAAGUGUGCGAAGCGACUGCUGAACCAUUGCCCAGCAUACACAUCGACUCGAGCAGCACCAACCUCCGGACUCCGCCGAUAGUCGUGCUCGAGCCCAGCGGCACGACCCAGACUCUGACUCCCGAGUCCGCACCCAAGGACGCUUCGCUCUCUGCCGACCACGACCAGGACAACUUUGACUCGAUAUGCCUGAUGCUCGAAAGUCUCCUCAGCUCCGCCAAGACUGCUGUCGAAGCCCCCGUGCCCGACAUUCACGACGACUCGCACGACGACUCGCACGACUCGCACGACGAGGACAAGCCCGAGGAUAUCUUCUGGGAUGUCAGCGAGGAGUACCUGCCCGGCGCCGCCGAUGCCCCCGAGAACUCGAGCGAGCGCAUCGAUUCGCUUGUCGACGAGGUUCUGGAGUCCAUAUCCACGGUCCAUCAAACCUAUCUGGAGCAUCACCCCGUCGCGCCGAGUCGUCCUGACUCCGUGCCGGAUACGCCCAAGGUCAGAAGGUCUCGGUCGAGCACGAUACUGGUGUGGCCCGCAGACGCAGCCGAUGCCCGACUGUCGCCGUCCCGCUCGCCUUCAGUCGGCAGCUCUCCGGCCUCCUCCCAGAAGCGCUAUCCCUUCCGAAACCUGGCCGCAUCUCCCCGAAACUCGCCCCGGCGGAAAACCUUAAUCCAGAACCUAUUCGACCGACCUGCAUCGCCAACAGAGCACAGCGAUCCCCACGACCAGAGCGAUUCGCUGCCUGCCCCCCAGCUCGACGAUUCAGGCUUGUCGAGCUCUGCCCUCAGGUCCUUUGGUCUGUCCAGCUCAGACUCGGGCGUGGCACUGUCGGAUUUGUCCCCGAGUCAAGCCUCUCGACCGGCGUUCUCUCCGAGGUCGCCAGCAACAUCAACGGCUUCCGGCCCUUCGCCGGACACACCGUACUUCCCGUGCACCGAGCAAGUCGGCGCCGGUGUCGGUCUCGGUGUCGGUCUCGCCGGUGGUAUUGCCUUUGCUGCUGACCCCGACCCGGUCCUGGACGAUCAGGAGCCGACCCUGCGCUGCGAGGGCGACGAGCUGCUCGAGCACGAAAACGGCUACGAAAUCGAGCUGGGCCGAGGCGACUUUGGCCGCCUGGUGCUCGACCGGUACUCGGCAAGGGAUUCCAUCAUGCUUUUGUGGGAGAUCCACAUCAGCCUGCUAAUGAUCUUGGUCACGGGCUGCUGGGCAUCGAUCUACCUGUCCUUUGUCCAUGGUAUCUACGCCGACACCAAGACCUGGCCGUGGUGGGGCCGUCCCAGCGACAAGAAGGCGCUGGAAGAGCCUGCGCUGCACAUGCCCGGCUCAUGGGACGCCGGUCCCGCCGGAGCCCUGACCGUCAUCCUCGAAGACGUCGACGACUGAGCGGCCAAUGCAUGCGGCCUGGGCGACGACCGCAGAGACAGCGCCAUUGCCUUCCAGAUCCGCUACUCGCUGCAUAUAACCCAAACCAACUCGGCUGCAUCUGCAAUCCGCCUCCGCUCCUGACGACGACUUCGGGCGCAUCGCUACCGCUCCCUGCACCCGUCGACUGUCCAGACCCUCAAGCGCAUCCACUCUAAUCUCUCUUCCGCUUCCGGGCAUGCUCGUGCAGCCUGAUUUUUGACGCCCCGCCUUUGCCGCUGUCCUCUCAGUAGAAUUCAAUAAACAUCGUUGAUCCUCUCGCUGUGCACGUCCGCUCGCCCAGAGCAAGCCCCAGCCACGUUCGCCCGAUGCCGAUGCAUCCAGCAAGAAUCCAAUUCGCUCCGCGCC
Messenger RNA from Polychytrium aggregatum, 2139 nucleotides. RefSeq lists its product as uncharacterized. The record is from RefSeq and is a predicted model, not a curated record. NCBI's taxonomy places the organism in Eukaryota, Fungi, Chytridiomycota, Chytridiomycetes, Polychytriales. Bases 145 to 1752 code for a protein of 535 amino acids. The transcript has 3 exons.